AUCAUUUUUUUUUUGUAAAUAUACUUUGUUUUUUUUUGAAUUCUUCAUUCAUCAUGUUAUGUACUCGUAGAAUGAUGACCUCUUUUAUUUCACGACCAAUGUAUUAUUAUACAAGUUUUGCUUAUUCGACUGGUAAAUCAAGUUGGAUUCCAGUGACUAAUGUACCAGUUCAAGAAUUUGCCCAUUCUGCGUUUUUCUCUUUGGAUAGACCAUUAUUAGACUUGUACAACAAAGAACCAUCAACAACGACAAUUACAUUGGAUAUCAGUAGAGAUGGCCAGUGUCAUAUCUCACCUCAUCAAAGUCUUGCACAGGAUCAAGUAGCCGAUUAUCUAGUGGCCAUGCAACAGAAAUGGUCUCAAAUUGAACACAAGAAGAAACGACGAUCUGCAAAAAAACAACUCUUAUUAUUGAAACGGGACUUUUUUGAAAAGAAUUAGAAAAUUUGGUCGGAUGGGUGUUUUGUACAUAUCUCAAUUUUUUUGUUAGUUAAUUAAUAUAUCAUUUUUAGUUAAGUAUAUCUUUUGAAUAAAAAAAAACAUAUUGUUAU
Halteromyces radiatus is the source of this 550-nucleotide messenger RNA. RefSeq lists its product as uncharacterized. NCBI's taxonomy places the organism in Eukaryota, Fungi, Mucoromycota, Mucoromycetes, Mucorales, Cunninghamellaceae. The record is from RefSeq and is a predicted model, not a curated record. The transcript has 2 exons. Bases 54 to 440 code for a protein of 128 amino acids.